AUGGAUCCGAUUUCGCAGCAAGCCACCACCCUGAUUCGGGAAGGCGAACCCUCCAAGCCUCGACCCGACAACGAGGUCAAGCCGAACUCGGCCGAAGCUGUCACCACUUCUGACGCGCCUUCAAAGACCAAAAACGCCUCCAAACCCCGCGACAAGAAGAGAAAAGGUACCAAGAAACAGUCGAAAGGCAGCAAGGCGAAGAAGGACAAGAAGAAGAACAAGAAGCGCCCCCAGAUCGACGACUCUUCCGACCUUUCCUCCUCCUCCGAUGACGACAGCACGGAGCUGGACUCGGACAGCGAGGACACAGAUGACGAGGUUGUUGUACGCCGCAGGCGCACGAACAAGAAGGGGCAGGAAUCUCUGAAGCCGAAGACUGUGGGGACCAGCAAGAAACACAAGGCACUUGCCAAGAGCAAGUUGAAGCCUCCUGCUACCUCAGCCUCGGACUCGGAUUCCGAUUCUUCUGGAACUGGCUGGGAAUCGUCCAGCAGCGAGGUGGAGGAUGCUGAGCCCCUCGCCGAUCAGAAGAAGAGUAAGGAUCGCGGCCUGAAUCAGGAUGUCGGAUUCCAGGUGGCUAGGGAACUCCAGCGGAUCCUUCAGCUUGCUCAAACACAUGCUCCUCCUCCUCCCCCUCCAGGUCUUUCUAGUCAUGCUGGCUUAGGUGCUACCCUCGAUCCUGGACUCGGCUCUGGCCUGCUGCCAAAUUCUGGAACCACCUUUCCUCGAUCAAAUGCGUUUGGAGGUCUUCAGGCUAUGGCUAGCGGCCGAGCUCGCCCCACAUACGAGGAUCGUUUGGGUUUAUUUGAUGGUCUGGACGACCCACUGGGACGAGACGUUGGACUCUCCAAUCGUCGAAACCGGCGCGGUGCCUCCCAAGGUGACAGGAAACUGCCUGGCGGUGGGGCCGAACCCCAGAAGCAAAAGUCUAAAAAGUAUGAUUUUAAGAGGGUCGAUCAAGUGUGGGACAACUCGAUUCACAACUUCAAGCUCCAGGACACAGCAGAAUCUGCCGCAGAUAAGAAGUAUGAUGGCUUCUGCUUUCAUGUGCGACGGACCUUUGACUGGGAAGGCAAGUACAAGGCCACGGUUGUUGACGUUAAGAGUAAAGCUCUCCGUGAGUGCCUUCAGGACGUUAUAGGCAAUAUAAAAGGUGUCAGCCUCGUGGACGAAACGCCUAAGCUUGAUCCGAACGUUUUAUUCCUCUACCUUGAAGAUUUGAGAAAGCAUGCAAGACAGCUUAAGAAGCAAGUCAAGAAACCAUCGGCAUCCGACAAGCAGGAACGUAAGAAGGAGGUCAAGUGGCUAGAGGAGAAGAGGCUUCAUCUCAAGGUCCUCGUGAAAUACAUCGACAAGGAUUAUGAACACAUCAAAAACAGCCUCCACCCGAUGCUAGAGCACGGGCUCAUCACAUUCGACCUUCUUUGGGCCUUGUGGAAGCCGGGCACCCUUGCAUACACUACAACGUAUGGGUCUCACGAUGAACCCAGGGUGUUCAAAGUCGACACGGCAGAGAAGCAUUUCCAUAUGAGCAAGGGCGAGUUCUACUACGUCGACGGCAAGUACUUCGAGUAUGACGGCAAGCAGUUCGGUUACGGUCGCAUGAUGGAAGAGAUUGGUGAAUUCCGUGGCGCGAAAAAGAUCACAAGCCUGAGUUCCUAUCCGCUGAAGUACCACAAGAAUGAGGAACAGAUACGCAAAGACCUGAUUGAGCGAGGCAAGAAGUUUGCGGCCCUCAGUGGUGUCCACUACAAGUCGCAUCAGGGAAUGGCGUACUACAAAAAGAAGAAGUCAAUCAUCAAGGUGAACGUGAACGGUCGUGUCAUGAUUGAUCCGGCGAUCCAUAGGAGGAUCAAUCCGAAUUACCCAAUUUCUCUUGUCCGCCCUAAAGAGCAGGAUAUUCUCACAGAAGAUGAAGAGUCAGAUGAUGAGGAUGCUUGUUGCAUUGCAGGCUCCGACUCAGAGGAUGACGGGGCUCAAGAGAGGGACUUUGAGGAAGGCGAGGAGAAGGUCAGGUAUGUCACGAAGGUCAUCAAGGACAACAAAGGACGAAUGUCGAUCGUUCGUAUGACCAAGGACGAGGCCGAGGAGAUGAAUAAGGAGAAGCUUUCCAAAGUCGAGACCCAGGACGACGCCAUUAUUGAUGGCAGCAGCGACGAAGGUAAACCUCUGGGCUCCAAGAAGACUCCGGAGUGGACUGAUGAGGAGUACUUGAUUGCAAGCCCUGUUGUGCUUGGAUUCUCCUUCGGAGAGAAACUCUGGCUAGAGUUUACGGUUUCCGGGGUCCAGGACAUUCGAUGGAAUGAGCAUGCGUAUGAAUCUCUGGUCUUGGAAAAGAGAACCAAGGAAACGGUCAAGGCCCUUGUCGAAUCUCACAAGUAUCACGCCGCAGAGUCCAUCGACGAUGUGAUACAGGGCAAGGGCAAAGGUCUUGUUUCGGUCCUCCAUGGCCCACCUGGUACAGGCAAGACGCUCACAGCCGAGGGAAUCAGUGAACUUUUGAAAUGCCCGUUAUACAUGGUGUCGGCUGGUGAGCUUGGCACCGACUCCCGUGUCCUCGAGGGCGAGCUUCAGAGGAUCCUUGACAUCUGCCAUGCCUGGGGUGCAAUCCUGCUCCUUGAUGAAGCGGACGUGUUCCUGGAGAAGCGCAACAUGCACGACAUCCAUCGCAACGCCCUCGUCAGCAUUUUUCUGCGGCAGCUGGAGUACUUCCAAGGCAUACUCUUCCUCACCACGAACCGAGUCGAGACCUUUGACGACGCGUUCCAAUCGCGGAUUCACAUCGCGCUGCGGUAUGACCCGCUGGAUCUUAAGGCUAAGAAAGCCAUCUUCAAAAUGUUUGUGGAGAAGGCCCGCUCGCAACAGAAGAGCGACAGUGCGCCAUUCACAGAGGAGGAGUACAAUACACUGGCACGGCAUGACCUUAACGGCCGGCAGAUCAAGAACACCGUCAUCAGGGCGCAGGCACUCGCGGUCAAUAAGGGUGAACCGCUGUCGAUGGUCCACGUCAGGCAGAUUCUGGAUGUCCAGGUCAACUUUGACCGUGACUUGAAGGGUGGUACGGGCUAUCAGGAUGCUAUGAGGAGUUACUUCUAA
This is a messenger RNA of Diaporthe amygdali, 3096 nucleotides long. RefSeq names its product aa family atpase. Gene Ontology annotation, molecular function: ATP hydrolysis activity; ATP binding. The record is from RefSeq and is a predicted model, not a curated record. The transcript has 4 exons. Bases 1 to 3096 code for a protein of 1031 amino acids. NCBI's taxonomy places the organism in Eukaryota, Fungi, Ascomycota, Sordariomycetes, Diaporthales, Diaporthaceae.